Molecule: messenger RNA, 693 nt
Organism: Setaria italica (foxtail millet)
Lineage: Eukaryota; Viridiplantae; Streptophyta; Magnoliopsida; Poales; Poaceae
Product: protein SHI RELATED SEQUENCE 2
Exons: 3
Coding region: 1-693 (230 amino acids)
Biological process (GO): positive regulation of DNA-templated transcription
Cellular component (GO): nucleus
Molecular function (GO): DNA binding; DNA-binding transcription factor activity
Source: RefSeq, a predicted model, not a curated record
AUGCACGAGCUCCCCAACUCAACUCCAUUCUACAAACUUGCCACCUUCCCACUCCCUGGCCCCGCCUCUCCCAUGCUCGUGCCUAGUGCUAGUGCUGCCCUCGGCGCGCCGUCGCUCCCAACAAUGUUCGACGCCGCCUCCGUCCUCUCCGCUACCAGCGCGGAGGGGAGCCUCGAGCUACGGCAGCAGCAGCCUGCCGGCUGCGCGCACCGCCGCUGCCGCAGCUGCUGCGGCAGCCGCGGCUUCGUCUGCCCCGCCCACGUGAGGCCCUCCGCCCACGUCCCCGCGUCGUCCCAGUGCAGCGAGCGCCAGCAGAUCCUCGCCGCGGCCUCCGCCUCGACCGCGGCCGUCGCCGCACCCACUCGCAAGCGCCCGCUUGACGCCGUCGCCACCCCGACCACCACCACGUCGUCGUCCGUUGGCCAGCCGGCGGCGGCGACGGUGCUGGAGAGGUUCGCGCGGGAGGUGACCUUGGAUGCUGUGUUCCGCCGCGUGCGGCUGGGGCCUGAUGAUGCGGAGGUGGCGUACCACGCCACCGUCACCAUCGGCGGGCACGUGUUCAGGGGGGUCCUCUACGACGUCGGCCCUCACAGUCGUCGCAGCACGGCUUCCUCGGACACGGGCGGGAGCAGCGACGGGUCAUGGCGGAGCACCGGCGGCGGCGGCGGCCUGGAUCUGACGCUGAGGCUGUGA